Messenger RNA from Ichthyophthirius multifiliis, 1444 nucleotides. RefSeq lists its product as hypothetical. The record is from RefSeq and is a predicted model, not a curated record. The transcript is spliced from 2 exons. The annotation marks the transcript as partial. Gene Ontology annotation, molecular function: phosphatase activity. Gene Ontology annotation, biological process: dephosphorylation. Lineage: Eukaryota; Ciliophora; Oligohymenophorea; Hymenostomatida.
AUAUAAAAUAUUAAUUAUAUAUCAUAUUAAUAAAUAAAAAAUAUAUAAAAUGUCAUUUUAUAAUAAAUUUUUAUUUUUCAUAAUAUUAAUAAAUGAAGCUUUUUCUGCUAGAAAUCUUAAAAUGAUUUAAAUGGCUAUUCGUCACGGAGCAAGAUAUGCAAAUAAUCCUUAAGUAAUAAAAGAUAAACCUGAAUAUAAAUUUAAUAAAUAAAAACGAGGAUAAUUAACAUCCGUUGGCAUGCUUUAACACUAUAAUUUAGGCAAUCUUAUGCGUUAAGAAUAUAUUGUUGAAAAAUAAUUACUAUCAGACAAAUAUGAAUUUGAUAGUGUAUUUGCAUUUUCUUCUAAUGUAAAUAGAACAUUGUAAAGUUUAUAAAGUUUCUUAUUUGGUUUAUAUCCUCUUAGAACUGGCUUAGCUAUACCUGAUAAUUUAGAUGCUGAUUUAUAAUAAGCUCCAUAUUAUUAAUAUGUAUAAUAAUAACGUUAAUAAAAAACAGGUAAUUUUAUUUACGAUAAUAAUUUGAAAUUUGCUUUACCAGAGGGCUUUUAUCCUUACGUGAUAUAAUAAGAUACUGAUAAUCAUAGUAUUCUUUAAUUUAUAUGUAAACCUUCAAAAGCAAAACUCAAAGCUGAAAGUGUUAAAGAAAACACGGGAAAAUUAGAAGAAUUUUACAAAUAAUUUGAAAAAUAAGUGCAAGAAAUAGGUGCAAAAGUAAACAUAAAUUAUACUUUAAAUGUUUCAAACGUUUCGGCUUUUAUAGACUGGGUUACGUCUUAAAGAUACUUGGGUAUUACCUAUAAUAUAACCUUAGAAGAAUAUAAACUCUUAAAUUAUAUAAAAACUUUAUAUAAAGCUAUUAUAUAUUUCACUCCUUUAUAAACUAAGUUAAUUUUAACUCCAUAUUUUAGAUUCCUUUUAAAAUAAUUUGAAUCGAAAAUAAACAAUUAGAAUACUUAUAAAAUAACUAUAGCAUCAACUCAUGAUACAUAACUACAACCUUUAAUGGCUGUUUUCAAAUUAAUGAGUAAUGAAUGCCUUUUAUCUUAUAAUUUAUAAUAAGAAUCUGAAACUUGCCAAUUAAUGCCUAUAUUUGCUUCUAAUUUUGUUUUCGAAUUAUAUGAGGAUGAUUAAGAUAAAUAGCAUUAUGUUAAAGUUAAAUUUAACGGGAAAUAUAUUAAUAUUUGCAACGGAUAAGAUACAUGCGUUUACAAUGAUUUUAAGGCAUUAUUAACAGAAUAUAUAUAGGAAGAUUAUAGCUCUUAUUGUGAUGAUUAAUGUCUGCCUCAAGAUAAAUAAAGUAUUUUUUGGUAAAUAAGUUUUUGGAUACUUUUGGCUAUUAUUUUGAUUAUUUUAGUUGUUUACUUAUAUAAGAUUAGAAACAUUUUUAGAAAAAAUAGCGUUUAAGCAGAAUAGAUAAAGAUAGAAUCAAAUUAAUAAUUAUGA